Molecule: messenger RNA, 1177 nt
Organism: Sarcophilus harrisii (Tasmanian devil)
Lineage: Eukaryota; Metazoa; Chordata; Mammalia; Dasyuromorphia; Dasyuridae
Gene: CLCF1
Product: cardiotrophin like cytokine factor 1
Exons: 3
Coding region: 221-898 (225 amino acids)
Source: RefSeq, a predicted model, not a curated record
CUACAAUUUGUGGUUACAGCCUUACACGUCAGAAAAGAAAAAAAAAAGUUUGCAGAAUGUCCCACACCGAAAAAAAAAAUCCGAAACCCAGAGAAAAAAACCUGCGAGUGGGCUUGGCGGAUGGGAUUAGUAAGGCUUCGCCAGAGCUGCGGCUCUCCCUCCCACUCCGCCAGCCUCCGGGAGAGGAGCCGCGCCCGGCCCCUGCCCGGCCCCCGGCCCCAUGGACCUCCGAGCAGGGGACUCGUGGGGGAUGCUGGCUUGUCUGUGCACCGUGCUCUGGCACCUCCCGGCGGUUCCGGCCCUCAACCGCACAGGGGAUCCGGGGCCCGGCCCCUCCAUCCAGAAGACCUAUGACCUCACUCGCUACCUGGAGCACCAGCUCCGCAGCCUGGCGGGCACCUAUCUGAACUACCUGGGCCCCCCCUUCAACGAGCCCGACUUCAACCCACCCCGGCUGAGCGCCGAGGCCCUCCCCAGCGCCACGGUGAACCUGGACGUGUGGCGGAGCCUCAACGACCGCCUGCGGCUGGCCCAGAACUACCAGGCCUACAGCCACCUGCUCUGCUACCUGCGGGGCCUGGACCGCCACGCGGCCACGGCCGAGCUCCGGCGCAGCCUGGGCCACUUCUGCACCAGCCUGCAGGGCCUGCUGGGCAGCAUCGCUGGGGUCAUGGCCGCCCUGGGCUACCCGCUGCCCCCCCAGGGGGCCGAGCCCGCCUGGGCCCCCGGCCCUUCCCACAGUGACUUCCUCCAGAAGAUGGAUGACUUCUGGCUGCUGAAGGAGCUGCAGACCUGGCUCUGGCGCUCGGCCAAAGACUUCAACCGGCUCAAGAAGAAGAUGCAGCCCUCGGUGCCAGCGGUCACUCUGCGCCUGGAGGUCCCCGCUUCUGACCUCUGACCUCCGACCUCCCUUCUCCGCCUUCACAGUGAGCUUCCCGCCCUCCUAGGGAGGAGCCCCCCCAUUCUCACAGAAAGUGAUGCAAUAAAGCCCCCCCUCAGGGAGCCCGGGGCAAGGCGGGGGAGUGGACAGUGCUCGGGCUCCGGGCUCCCACCAUCCCAGCGGGCUGCGGCCAUCGGCGCAGUCAGACAAGGAAAGGGGGGGGGGGUCACUGCGCAAAGUGCCUUAUGGGGGCAAGCCUCCUGACCGUCCCUUCUCCCAUCUCCUCACCUUAAGCCA